Molecule: messenger RNA, 1785 nt
Organism: Mercenaria mercenaria
Lineage: Eukaryota; Metazoa; Mollusca; Bivalvia; Venerida; Veneridae
Exons: 3
Coding region: 759-1745 (328 amino acids)
Source: RefSeq, a predicted model, not a curated record
AUGAAUGUCUUGAGAGGAUAGCCAAUCGAAGGACUUUACAACAUCUACACGUAAUUAGAUGCUGUUACACACCGAGUAAACAUGUACGGUUGGACGGGUUAAAAUAUAUAGGACUGUUGCUCUUAUCGGUUAUUGACAGGAUGGACUACAAAGAAGUCAAACUAUCUUAUUCUCCCAGUUCGUAUUAUUCACUUAAGAGGAGGUACGCAGUGGUCCAGUGGUAACAGUGUCUGACUACGAAACCAGGGGUCGUGUGUUCGAGUCCCCGCUCCUCCAACUAAAAAGUACUAACAUAGGGAAAAGAGUCCCGUGUACGGGUGCUUUAAACCUGACGCGCUAAAGAACAAGGAAGGCUUCUGGAACUUGACCGUCUUCUGUAGCUUGCAUUAUCCUCUCACUAACAUUACUAACAGUCUUCUGGAGAAGACUCCUAUAUGGGUUACUAUAUAUAUAAACUAUAUACUAUAUAUAAACUUACAUAGAAACAAGAAAGGAGAUGCAUAAGGUCAUUAAAGCAAAGAAAUUUUCAUACCCAUCACCAUUUUUGAACAAGGCUUAACUACAGUCACGUAUUAUGCAAGAAAACGGGAAAGGAAACACUUGAUAUAUUUACGAAUGGGAGGCUGUGUUCCGGCGGUUUAAAAUAUUAUUCAUUACAAUUUCAAACACAUCGUUAGACAUUCUAUCGGGGAUCCACGUAUUUCUAGAUAAGCAAGAAUGACAUAUUUAGGACAUUCUCCUCGGAACAUUGAGCAAGAAUGACAUCUUGCUAUCAUGCUUAUGAGAAUAAGUACUUGGACAACAUUAAAAGAACCGGAUUUAUUCAGAAACUUCAAACAGAUUUAAAACUCAAAAACAGCUCUGCUAGUCGCAGACUAAAUGUAAGGUUGAAGAAACUCUCUCGUAGAAAUCUAGUUAUACAAAACGGCGGCACCGAAUUUCCAUCCUUUGUGGAUAAAAAGUGGCAAGGAAGAUUGAAAAGUUUUGAAAAUGUUAAAAAGUUGAAUGACUUAAAAGGAUGCGGUAAUGAAAUUUAUAUGAAAAGUUCAAUUGGCCGUGCUGGGAUUUGUUAUUCAAAACUAAGGACUGGUAUUCAAACUAACAUUGUCAAUCCCUUGUUGACAGCUGGUGAGCAAACUAAACCUGACUCGAUUGAUAAGAAGUUAGAGAGAUACUGUGAACAGGAUGGAAACGUUAAGGUUGCAUUGUGGUUAAACUCUCAGUCCAAAUUAAAGUAUACUGAUCAUUACGAGGAUAUUUAUUUAAACGGUUGUGAUAAUCACAAGCACCAAUCAACGGACAAUUAUUUGUCAAAGUUCACGAGACCAUGUGACACAGAUCGGUGCAGUCAGUCAAAUACUGAUGUUACACUCUUAAAUCCAUACGCAAAGAAAAUGUCUGUUUUCUGCGUAAAUUAUCCGGAUGAAUUUGAAAAUGUGGAAGGUAUUAGACAUAAUUCAACAGCCACAGGUGAUGACGUCAUUGAUGUAACAAAGAACGUCUACAAUAAAUAUAAUUACAGAAUUCACACGUGCAUUUGGUGCCCGUGCCUGUUGUUCUUCGUGUUUAUAUUUUGUAUUCCAGCUGUGAUAUAUAUGCAUAAAUCUGACAAAUGUUAUCAUGUUAAUGACUUAGACGAAGCUUCCUUCUAUGGGAGGAUAUCUACCGUAUUGUACGUAUGUGGACUGCUCGCUGCGCUCCUCUUUUAUUGUGCCCUUAUAUUAUUUCUAGUAAAUUUCUCGUAAGUCUUUAAAAUUGUUCCUGUUUCUUUUACUUAACAGGUGC